AGAAUGACCAAAUAUAAGUUCACAACACAAACAAGGAGCAACUAUUUAAGUAGAAAUUCCUAAAAAAAAUUGAAAGAAAGCUUAUGUGACCCAUUCACCUGUCCUGUCACAGGCGAAGAGCAGAAUGAGCUCCUCAAACAAGCCCAAAACCAUCACUGUGAAGGAUCUGAAAAACCUGAAAAAUGCAGAAGAGGCUUUUUCCAUUAAAGAGAGAAUAGGAGCUGGGACCUAUGGAGAAGUGUUCACGGCCAUCCACAAGGACAAAGCUAAGAUGGUGGCCAUUAAGGCCAUGAAUCUGCAGCCCGACGAGGUCCACGAGAUAGUCAGUGAAGUCAACACCCUCAGUCAGUAUUCGGACCACAACAACAUAGCCAGGUACUUCGGCUGCUACAUCAAAAGAGGGCCAGUUGCACAGAUCUGGAUCGCUAUGGAGUUCUGUGCCGGAGGCUCAAUCUUCGACCUCAUAAAGCAUGGAGGCAACAAUGGGAAGCACUACUUCAAGGAGGAUUGGAUCGGCUAUGCUUCCAGGGAGAUCCUGGAGGGUCUGAAGUUCCUCCACUCGAUGAAGGUCAUCCACAGAGACAUCAAGGGCCAGAACAUACUCCUCACAGACAAGGCUGAGGUCAAGUUAGUUGACUUUGGGGUGAGUGCAAAACUGGACAAGACAGUUGGGAAGCGAUGCACUUUCAUCGGGACCCCCUACUGGAUGGCACCAGAAGUGAUAGAAUGCGAGAAAGAUCCCUCCAAAUCUUAUACAUUCGAGUGCGACAUAUGGUCCACGGGGAUCACGGCCAUGGAAAUGGCUGAAGGCAAACCCCCCUUGAACGACCUGCACCCGAUGACAGCGUUGUUCAAAAUACCCAGUAACGAACCCCCUAAAUUGAAGAACCCUCGUGACUGGUCGGACAAGUUCAAAGAGUUCCUGAAACUGUGCCUGAAGAAGAACUACAAACAAAGACCAAGUGCUGAAAACUUGCUGACCUACUCGCGAUUUGUAAAGAAUGUCAAUGUUGAGAGAGCGCAGGUGGAAUUACGACAAGCAAUUGAGAGAGUAGCUAGGACUAAAGGACACAGUCGUAAACUGCAGCGAGACUUGAUCCUUCGGCCGGACGAGGGAAGUAAUCUGGAAGACAGUGACGAGGACAACCCGGAGACCAUCAAGACCAUCCGAGAACAGUUCAAGAAGAUGACAGACAAACCGUCCUUCGUGCCUCAACAAGCACAGCCACAGGUGGUGUCUUCGCAAGUGAGUCACGUGGCCGCACCCUUCCACAACAGAAUGAACAGUCCCAGUGCUGCUCAGGCCCCCCAGAACAUGAAGAGACAUGACGCAGGAGUGGACAUCAACAUCCGCAAGAUGUACGAACAACAACACAACAGAGAGGAUAGGCGGUACUCCCAGAAGCACCAAAAUCCGCACCCUCUUCAAACCCAAAACUCGUCACCCGCUGGUGUGCAACAGCCGCCUGCUCCUGCGAGGUCAACCAGUCAACAUAACGGGUUCGGAGCUCCCCUGAAUCCGGAGAGUUCAGGAGCCCACGCUGCUCCAAGGUCGAAUGACGAUCAUGCUUCGAAAAACCAAAAUCUGUCUUCGAAAGGAGCGGCUGCGGAAUCAAAUGGCAACAAUGAUGGCAACUCUCCCCCAAACUGGAGACCCGCUUUAGUUACAAAUGCAGUCAUCGAAGACCAUUUGAAGGACCUAGCGUCACAUUUAGCCGAAUCAGGCAAUGAAGGUCGCAUGACUGAAUUGGAGUAUCUAAAGCGAAGAGCGGCUGGGGCUCACUUGAAACAAGCAUCAGAGCCGGCCGCGGCUGGUUAUAAUAGACAAAGUUCUGAGCCCAUUGACUCGAAAAAUAACAAUAAGUUGAAAGGCAAAAUUUUGCCAGAUAGAAUUCCAUUUGAUUGUAUGAAAAGCUCUUUCAUGCCCACACCGUCUACUAACCAAUCUCCAACUUCAUCUUCUAAUAAUAACCCGAUCGAUGUAACUAAUGGUAAGUCAAAUGUAAACUUGGAUGCUUCAGAUCGCAAACUGAGCGCUCCCUUAUUCAACGGAAACAGUCCCGCUGUCCUCUCCACGCCUUCUCAAAGCAAGGAAGAAGUUACUAGAAAAAUUUCAAAUGGACACAAACCUCCCUUUCCUCUGUCGACGUCAACUUCUUCUGAAAAUAAUCGGGCGCAAGAUUCAAAAGCCCACGAUGCGAACAAACGAAAUUCGAAGAACUUUGAAAAUGUAGUUUCCACAGACCUCGAUAAAUCCUCGACUCCGGCAAGUGCUGUACAUGCGAAUGCGCCGGUAAGACGAAACCAAAACGAUCCCACGCCCGAAUUGCCGAGAAAGGCUCAACCGAUUCAAGUGACGACGAAAGUAGACCAAAAUCCUCGUAAGUUCUCGGAACCAGUAUCCCGACAGCCGUUGUCCAAAGCUCCAGAUAAAUCGCGAAAGUUCUCAGAGCAGCCAGAACCUAUUACUAGACCCAGUUCGGCAGUCAAAGAUUUGAGACAACAUCCGAUUUCGAGACAGAAUGCGCCUUUGAGUAGGAAUGCAACAGCGUCUUCAAUAGCCGGUAGUAUGAGCGACAGACCUUUGCCUGCCCAACCUGCUAAGUCAUCGGUUGGAAGCCAUUCUUCGAUCUCAACACCUUCGAAACACUCAAAUCACCCGUCACAGAGACAAAGCGUAAGUGUGAUGGAAACCUCAACUGAGAGCUCUUCAAAAGGUGUCUGGAGCAGAUCGAGCAGAAAUGGGAGUAACGAUGUCCAUUCGUCUUCAAGUGCCAUGGCCAUGCCUCUGAAGGUGGAGAAUAUCGAACACUCGCCAGGCGCAAGACGCAAAUCAUACGCUAAUAGAAGCGAAGAGAUGCAGCCUAAAAUAGACAGUAGUGGGUAUGCCCAGUUAAGACUAGAGGGAUCUGUGACUGAAACAUCGAGUACGGAUAUUGACAGGGACUCAAGGAACCGUAAAGUGUCGGGUUCGAAUCACCAGCAACAACCCUCUUUCCCUUUUGUCGACAGUGACCAGGACUCGACUCUGAACAAACCUUCAACUGUGAAGCGGAGCAACUACACUUUCGAAGACUCUUUCACUUCUGCCUUCAACAACUCUUAUUCGAAUUCAGAGGAAGAGCGCAGGAAAGUUAUGAGGUCUCAAAAUGCAGAACACUCGCCUAACUUGUCAAGUCAACCUUCUCAAGGUAUCCCGGUGUCCAGAGACGACGAGAGUCAAAGGAAUCACAGACAUCCAGGCGGGGUGUCCAAUCACCAACAGCAUGUCUCAGACCACCGGGGCAGGGAUCCAGUGAAACAUUGGCAACGCGCGCCUGCUUCUACUAGUAAUAGUGUUUCUAAUUCGGAGUACGGCAACUCAGCGGCGAUUAAUUCUUCUAGACAACAUUUGUUAGAAACCUCACAGCAACUACAGGUGAAGAGCAAAGGAGCAGUUAAUAACCCUGAUUACGGGACCAACAUGAGCUCCAACGCGGUGUCGAAUGACCAAUAUGGGGUCAGUUCCUCAUCAAACCAAGACCUAGCUAACCGCAGAAAAUUGGACGAUGUGAGAAAAGUGAAAAGCUCAAUAGCUCUUAGUAACUUAGCUUACGAUGUGAACCAGACGACAGCGAGUGGAAUGGACAGUGAUUAUGAGUCGCUUGUUGGGCCAUCUAAAGCGAAAGAGGUACAAAACCCAAUUUAUACCAACCAACUCGAAGUUGUUCCAGAGGUGGGCCAGGGCCGCCAGCGACAGAGUAAAACGUCUGGUUUUGACGAUUCUGGAGUGUAUGCACAGUUUGACGCCGAUGCUCAUGCGUAUGAAGUUCUGUACCCACCUCAAGCACGUGAAUCCUCGCCUAAACCAAUGCCACGUAGUAACAUGAGUGUAUCACGCGAGAGACUUCGGAGUUCGCAGAGCGAUGACGUGUCAAAGGUCACGACUAAGGCGUCCCUGGUGGCUGCGAGGUCAUUGACCCCGUCGGGUUCACAUGAGAACAUGAGUAAUAGUGGAAUGUCUUCUGCCUCCGAGAGCAAAAACCCCUCCUCCUCCAAUCUGCAUUGCAGUGUUGGUUCGGAGAGUUCGGUUUCCUUGGCUGAUGAUUUGGAGCAGUCUGGGAAGGAGGAGGAUCCGAUCGAGGACGAACUGAGUGAUGAUUCGGACAAGGAGCAGGCCGACCGAUUCGGAACCAUACUCGUAUCCUCCAAACCCAAGCCAAUCCAAUCAGAGGUGAGCUCGAAGUUGCUUCGUGAGGACAAGUCGGGUGGAAAAGACAGAGACAAGCGACAGAUGCACAGACUGUCCAUGGGCGAGUGCAGCUCCUCCGGAGGCUCGAUCAAGUCUACAAAAUCAUCCAACAUCCCACAAUCCAACUCCCAGAACAACAACAACUCACCGCCCCAAAAAGAACAGGGCAAAGAAAACUUGCAAGGCGCAUCAGAUUCUUACAACGAGUCAGCGGCACAAAUGAGAGGCCAGCACAAGAAGUCCUCCAGUCGAAGCAUGAGCCAAGAGAGGCCAAUGAGUCAGAUGAGUAAGAAGGCCAGUGCUGUGGACAUCGACAUCACCUCCUCAUCUUCGCCCUCCGCAGCUCAAUCCCAGACGCCUUCAGGAAAGGAUGGGAGCAGUAGUCAGCAGAACGUGAGUGAGAAGAAAAACAGCAGCAGCAGCAAUCUACUCAGAAAACACAAAGAGUCCAAAACGCGCCGUUCGAUGGAAGAUGUAUCAAACAAGCGUGCAUCCAUGGUAUCCGUACCAUCCCAGCAAAACAUGGACAGUAGACUAGGCACUCCUGAUUCAAAACAAACACCGCCUUCGGAAACCCCUCGAAAAGCCUCUGAAGGCAAACUAAAGCGGCAGUCAACAGCCGAAGUCAACACCAGCUCUCCUCACAGCAGAAGUCGAAAGGGAAGCUCCAGUGAUACCAAGGCAGGUCACUUCAACUCGUUUGGGUUCGGAGUUGGAGGCAGUACGCCUUCAAGUGUGAAUGUUCCUAUCAACAUCAGUAGCUCAGAGCAGGGUAGCACUACGAGUCCCAUAAACCCCGAAAUUAGGAAGUUUCUCAAGAAGUUCAAAAGCGAAGUUCUGUGUGCUUGUCUUUGGGGUGUGAACCUACUGAUUGGGACUACUAAGGGGCUCUACUUCAUGGACAGGAGUGGAGGCUGUGAGGUUGUUCGUCUAGUGAGUGAUCGGAAGUUCUCCCAGAUGGAGAUCAUCCCAUCCCUCUCCCUCCUCGUCACCAUCUCUGGCAAGAACAACCGGCUCCGAGAAUACUACCUCAAGGUGUUGCACAGUAAGAUCAUCAAGCAGGACACUCCGAAGGUGCACGAUGAAUACGGGGACAUCGGCAACAAAAUCGAACACUGCAACUCAUUCAAAAUCGUGAAAUACGACGCAAUCCGCUUCCUGGUAGUGGCGUACAAAACUGGCAUCAUCGUGCUCGCAUGGGCUCCCAAACCCUGCCACAAGUUCAUGGCCGUCACGGAGUACAAAGAACUUAAAGGGGAGCCUCUGUUUGUGAAUGUGGCCAUCCGAGAGGCAGAGUCGGGUGGCAAGUUUGUCCUCAAAGUAGUGUACGCUACAAGUCUCGGGUUCCACGUGGUCGACGACUCAGGAUCCCAGGAUAUCUUUAUACCGACUGCCUAUGGAAGUGAUAGCAUCAGACCCCAUUGCAUCAUGACUUUCCCCAAGUCCGAUGAACCGGCAUUCCUCCUCUGCUACAACAGUGAGGGUGCUUACGUCACAGAUGAAGGGAAGUUCUUCCGCGAUGCUUUCCUGCAGUGGGGAGAGGCGCCUAUCACAAGUGUCGCUGCUGUCGGCUCUUCGCACAUUAUGGGCUGGGCCCCAAGUGCGAUAGAGUUCCGCUCCUUAACCACAGGACAAUUGGACGGCGUGUUUAUGCAGCGAAACACGUUCAAGAUGCGGUUCCUCUGUGAGUGCAACGACAAAGUGUUCUUCUCCUCCCACUCCAAGAGCGGAGUCAGUCAGAUAUAUCUGCUAACGUUGAAUCACCAGUCAAUGAUAGGGUCUAAGUGAAGUCAAGGAUUAGAUAUUGAGUUGUGAAAAUAAACAAAUGAUAUUUCUAACGUCAUACAGGACACUUGAAAAUGAAGAAAACAAAAUUGCAGAAAAGAACGUAAGAAAAAAUAACGAACAUCCAGAAGUCAAUCUUGGCAUCAACCCCGAAUUACUAGAUGUCUUCAAGAGGCGUUUUCGAUACCAAUCAUACCUUCUAUCGCCGUCCUUCGGAAACGUUGUUUCGAUAAGCACUAGUUUAUCUCAAAACUUUUCUACCAAUUGAAGUGAAAUGCAACAAAAAAACUGUGGGAAUCUGAAACUGCCUGAAUUUGAUUUCUGUACAUUGAUAUGCAGCGUCAUUUUGAUUAGAUUUUAGUUUGAGCUUUUCUAUCUGUAGUUUCCACAAAUUUUUCUUUCUUUGAGAGCAAAAUAUUUACCGUAAUGUACAUUCAAUGUCUGGCGAAAGAGGGCUCAUUUCAUUUCACCUUAUAAAGUCAUGUUUUUAUCAGUUGCAUUCAAUUCAAAAUUAUCUAACUUAAAAAAACUAAUAUCAAUAUUUCACAGGACAUAGUAGGUAGCAUGCAGUUUUAUCGCUUUUUCAUGCUGUUAACAGAUAAUGAUACCGAAUCAGUCGCUAGCUAUUAAUAACUAAUUAAUUACAUAAUUAACCCCUAAUUUGAAGAGUGUAAUUAUUACAAUUUGAAAGUUUUAGAACACAAUACCUUCGCUUCUAUCGGAAUUUGACUUACUUUUAUCAGUUGUGCUACUGGCCAGUACAUAGUUUUAUUGUCCUCUGGUGCUAUUUGUCUCUUUUUUUUUCUGCCCCCCCUUCCACAAUUUUUGUGUCUCCUCGCGCAAGAUAAAAGUGUCCCAGAUUUUUUUUUCACAAAUUCCAUCGUUGCAAGUAGAUCGCCAAAGUUUAAGUGAUAAUUUC
This is a messenger RNA of Symsagittifera roscoffensis, 6935 nucleotides long. Its product is annotated as misshapen-like kinase 1. The coding region runs from base 125 to 6019 and encodes 1964 amino acids. The transcript is spliced from 18 exons. Gene Ontology annotation, biological process: protein phosphorylation. NCBI's taxonomy places the organism in Eukaryota, Metazoa, Xenacoelomorpha, Acoela, Convolutidae. Gene Ontology annotation, molecular function: ATP binding; protein kinase activity. The record is from RefSeq and is a predicted model, not a curated record.